This is a messenger RNA of Closterium sp. Naga37s-1, 466 nucleotides long. The record is from the annotation of a GenBank genome assembly. NCBI's taxonomy places the organism in Eukaryota, Viridiplantae, Streptophyta, Zygnematophyceae, Desmidiales, Closteriaceae.
CAUAAGGACAGCGGAGACGUUGGGGCGUGGGUGCGUGCAGUACAUGAGUGCGGGCACGGGCGUCACGCACUCCGAGAUGAACCACUCCAACCACCUGCAACGGUUUAUUCAAAUCUGGGUGAAGCCGAAUGCAAGGGGUCUCAAGCCCAAUUAUGGCUCACGUACUUUCAGCAAGAGCGAUCGCCACAACAAGCUACAGCAAGUGGUAACCAGCUAUGACCGUUAUGGUUCGAAUCAAGAUGCCGGGUCUGGAAUCAUUCCCGUGAAUCAAGAUGUGAACAUCUUUGUCUCGGAGAUGGAUGGCCCAGUGAGUGCCACGCCCGAAUCGGCUGCUGCUACGAGGAGCUUGGAGUACACACUGCAGAGGGGGCGGCAGAUGUACCUGCUGUGCAUUGAGGGUGGCCUCACUGUGACCUCCAAGCAGAGUGGCAGUAAGGAGUCACUCGAUGCCCGUGAUGCCCUGCAG